UCUAACCUACGUGAAUUGAAGUAUGUUGCCAGCCAUCCCAAGACCGGAUUAUGCACCCAUCGCCGCUGCCAAUAAUUGAUAAUUCGUCCUCGUUAAUUAAAGGCAAUUCUUUCCCUUAAUAAUUGGUAAAGCCCCCGGUCAUCAGCAAUUGAUAAUUGACUCUAGCCCAUUAAAGCCAAUUAUUUCCCUCAAUUUAAUUGAUAAAGCACUCGGUCAUCGUCGGAAGAUGGAAUCGGGAGUGCACCUCCGUCGUCGCCCACAUCCGUCAAGAAGAGGAAGAAGAGGGGAGGAGAAGAAAGUCGCAUUACUGGGUUUUACCCUCGGUUCCCGUCGUCGGCGAGGUUGGGACGGGACCCGUCUCACCAGCAGGAGUGGCGCGCCACCCGCCUGGUCGUGUGUCGGGGCGACAUGGCAGCUGCUGGUCUCGCAGAGAGCGGUGGGGCUCGGACGGAGCUAGAUGGCGGCAUGUCAUUUCUUGGUUGCAAGGUGGCAGGCUCUGUUUCUGGAGAGGGGCCAAAGGCAGGGGAAGGGGGGAAGGGGGUUGAGCAGAAUCCCCAAUUCUUGCUGGGUACUCCAUGCUUAUCCACUCGCUCGUACAUACGGUGGAGGACCUAGGUGUGCUGUUGGAAGCGGGGGUGAUUCGGAUUGGAAAAAGGAAGACGAGCCGUUGAUAAGAAUCCGACAACGGCAGCAGCGGUUAGAGGACGGAUGAGCUUGGCGACGGCUGGGCAGGGCAAAAUAAAUUUUUCGUGUAAGAUUUAGGUUGAAAUUGGGACUAGGGUAAUAAUGUCAAUUUGAUACAUUUUAGAGCGACAAAAUCUAAAUUUUAGGACGACGAAUAGCGAUUCAGAAAUAUAAAUAUACAUCUGAUUUCUUAAAACGAAUAAACUAGAAGGGAUGCGUGGCAGGCUGGCAGGCGAUUGGAAGGAUCGACGGAAAAGAAUGGGAGAUAGGGCAAGAGAAGACAGGGGGCGCAGUUUCACUUUCAGAGCGACGAAACGUUUCUCCAGGAUUUGUUCCAGGAAGAAACGAGAACGGGUAAAGGGAACGAAAUCCUGGGGUUGGGGUUGGGGUUGGGGUUGGAGGAGCAAGAAACCAACGACAAGAUUGGCCAUCAUGAAUUGAAUGCUGACGUUGCUUCUGGUCAACAAGAUUAACAUUUAUUUAUUCUUUAAAAAAAAAUCAUUUGCAUCGAUCCAAUGUUGUUUUUACUUUUUACUGUGAAUGGGACUGCGAUAAUUGGUAAAUGCCAAACUUACGAUAUAGAGAGAUCAGAAACAGAAAGGCAAAAUGAGUAGAUAUAUAAUUAUACUGUAUAAAUGUAGUAGCUAUUCGUUGAUCAGAUCAACAUAAUUCAAUGUUUUUUUUUUUUUGAAUAUUUUUGAAAAAAUUCCUCUACUUCAUAAGAUUCGAUAUUAUUAACAUAUUUAACAUACAAGGCAAGCACAAAAGGCACGAUAGCAGCAAUCUCUGAAAAUCCAUGGAACAUGCCAAAUUUCUAGUUCACGAAAGCAAGUUUUGGAUUGCUCUUUGCAAUUUUCAAGCUCAUUGACCACCUAUAACUUUUUUUCCAAGUUAUCAAAAACGAACUUGUUCUCAACAUUUUGCAUCAGAUAGAGACUGUGAUGUUCUAUUGGUCAUGCAUUCGAGUUUAAAUAGCUGACAACAUUAAUACUUGAUUAAGCAUUUAGGUUGACUUUUGUGUUGAGAGAAAUGUAUAAAAAUUAAAGAUAAGAAUAUAACUUUCAUAUAUGAAGACUCGUCCAAUAAGUCAAGUAAAUUGAAACGAAUAGAACCCGAGUGUGAUGGGGUAAAUGACAAACAGCAAGGGCAUAACCAACCUGCUAGAGAUUCAUCUCAUGAGAAAGCUUUGGGAGGUGAAGGAGCGCAGCAAUAAACGGCAUAUGCACGAAACCGACGACAAACGGACAAACUUGGCUACGAUGAAUGCUGACGUGGCUUCUCUGAUCAAACAUUUAUUUAUUCUAAUAUGUACAUUUUUGUCUUUUGGCGAUCCAAUGUUGUUGUAUUUUUUUUUUUUUUUACUGUGGAUGGGCAUGGGCUGGUAAAUGCUAAACUUAUGGGGGAGAGAGCGCGCCUGCAGCUUCUAGCUGUCAGCCCUGAGAUAUGUUGAUAAUUAAAAUUCAGAAAACCAAAAUUGUUAUGAGAGAUAUAUAUUCUACCGUAUAAAUAAAAGUAUAACAA
Linum trigynum is the source of this 2205-nucleotide messenger RNA. NCBI's taxonomy places the organism in Eukaryota, Viridiplantae, Streptophyta, Magnoliopsida, Malpighiales, Linaceae. The record is from the annotation of a GenBank genome assembly.